This is a messenger RNA of Aethina tumida (small hive beetle), 1166 nucleotides long. RefSeq names its product putative ribosome-binding factor A, mitochondrial. Bases 72 to 1145 code for a protein of 357 amino acids. NCBI's taxonomy places the organism in Eukaryota, Metazoa, Arthropoda, Insecta, Coleoptera, Nitidulidae. Gene Ontology annotation, biological process: rRNA processing. The record is from RefSeq and is a predicted model, not a curated record. The transcript is spliced from 6 exons.
GUACCAGCUGUUAUAACCUAACAAAUUUCAUAGGUUAAAUUUUUUGAAAUUGAUUAUAAUUUAUAAACAUCAUGGAAUUAUUAAAAAAUACGGUGAAACUUCGUGGCCCUCAUUUUGUACAGUCCAUAAUUAUAAAUAAUUCUGCCCCUUAUUCACGUCAAGUGGGUGUUGCUAUGAAAAAAUUAAUGAGUGGUGGUCUCAAAAAGAAAUUCCGAUAUAAUCAAACACCAAUACUGCCAAGCCCAGAAACAUUUUCAAAAGCUGCCAAUGAGGGUAAACAGUCAUCUAGUGCAAGACGUGUUGCUGUUUUAAAUAAAACAUUUAUGCGGUACAUUACGGAUUUAAUGGCAACGGGAGAAUGUGCUUCUGAAAUAUUAGGUCAUGGAAUUGAAAUCAACAAAGUUAAAGUAACCCCUGAUUACAAGCUACUGAAUGUUUAUUGGAUUGCACGAGGAAAUGAGAAGGACGAGGUUGUGGAAAAGGUUUUAAACAAAAAUGCUGGAUUUUUAAGACAUGAAUUGUCACAGUUAAGGGUCAUGGGUAAUGUACCCAAAUUGAAGUUUGUUAAAGACAAACAAUAUGCAAACUUAAUUGAACUGGAUAAUAGAUUGGCAGUUGCGGAUUUUGGAGAUGAUUAUGUUCAAGUUGAACCACAGUUAAAACUUAAGUCAGAAUUAGAAUUGUUUUCUCCUUUAGACAGUGAUAUUAAGGAAAAACUCUAUUCCUUGGAGAAUGAAAAUGAAGAUUUAGAAACUGAGGAACCAAUCCCCUCAAUGCCUCAAAAUGUUUUGGGUUUAAACCAUGCUGAUAUUAUUUGUAGGAUAAAAAAAUUAAUGAAUAAAUCUGAAGCAAUUCAUAGAAUAAGCAGUAGUAGGGAAAAAGAUGAAGAGAGAAUUGUAUUAAGUACAAAUGAGGAACCAAUACAUUAUGGAGAUACAAAAUCACAAAGGAUGGCUUUUCAGGAGUUUUUACGGAAGAGACAGAUCGCUCAGUCGCGAAACAAAUCUGAUAAGAAUUAUACUCCUGAUAUGGAGUAUAUGGAAAUAGAACACAUGGAAAAGAGAAAACGAUUUUUAGAAAACCUAGAUUUGUCUUAUAAAGAAGAUGAGGAUUACAUAUUAGAAAAUGAUGAUGUAGAAAAGUAAUAAUAAAUAUUUUAUAAUACA